AUGCCAUUAGAUACAAUAGAUCUAGACUUAAAAGAGAGUUACAUUAAAUAUCUCGAAAAUAAAAUUUUGAUUCGAGAUAGAGAACUGGAUUCAUUACGACAGGAAAUUUUUGAUAUUAAAGAAUGGUUAGAAAAAACACUUCGAGAUUCUGAAAGCCGAGAGAAUUAUAUAGACUAUUUGGAAAAGCAGUUAGUAAUUUUUCAAGAUAAAAUAGACAAGCUUAAUGAAAAAAUAAAAAUACUUAUUUUAUAUAAAAAUGGCAAUGAUAAUAUAGAUUCGAAGAACUAUAACCUUGCUAUAGAUAUGGCACAACAACCAGAAUCACCCAGAUUAUCUUUGCCAGAAAACCAAGCUACAAUCCAGAAUAAUAGGAUUCAGCGAGAGAUUAAUAAUAUUAGACAGUAUUUUCAAAGCCUAAUCAUAAUAACACCUACAAUUAAUGAUAUUGUAGAUUAUCUUAAUAUAAUUUCUGAUGCUGGGGAUAGGUUUGAAAGAUUAGUACUAGAUAUAUAUCCGCAGGCAAAUGCUUGUGCAAUUUAUGCAGAAAAUCAAGUAGCAGAUUUGCAGACCCAGUUAACUAAUUCACAAAUCCAGUUAGCUACACUUCAAAAUGACUACGAUCUUCUUCAUCAGGCCUAUGAAGCUCACAGAACACAACACAAUAUAUUUAAAUCUCGAGAACUUGAUAGAUGA
Cetraspora pellucida is the source of this 693-nucleotide messenger RNA. NCBI's taxonomy places the organism in Eukaryota, Fungi, Glomeromycota, Glomeromycetes, Diversisporales, Gigasporaceae. The record is from the annotation of a GenBank genome assembly.